Molecule: messenger RNA, 1554 nt
Organism: Aspergillus homomorphus CBS 101889
Lineage: Eukaryota; Fungi; Ascomycota; Eurotiomycetes; Eurotiales; Aspergillaceae
Product: MFS general substrate transporter
Exons: 6
Coding region: 1-1554 (517 amino acids)
Biological process (GO): transmembrane transport
Molecular function (GO): transmembrane transporter activity
Source: RefSeq, a predicted model, not a curated record
AUGCCGAGCGACAAGCCAUCAUCCUCAGAACGUUCCGUCCAAGGAAUCAAAUGGGUCAUUAUCGUCUCUGCUAUCCUUUCUAGCACCUUUCUCUUCGCCCUGGAUAACACUGUCGUCGCCAACGUCGAACCUGACAUCAUCGAGUCAUUCGGCGAAAUUGAGAAGAUGCCUUGGAUUGGCGCUGCCUUCAACUUGGGUGGCAUCGCAAUCCUGCCCUGGGGCAAGGCGUACGGCGUGUUCAAUGUGAAAUGGCUCUAUCUUCUCCAUGUCGUCCUAUUCGAAGCCGGGAGUGCGCUGUGCGGUGCCUCGCCGAACAUGAACGCUCUGAUCAUUGGGCGAGUCAUUGCGGGUGUGGGGGGCUCGGGCAUGUACGUGGGUUGUAUCACGUAUCUCGCGGUCACCACCACCGACAACGAACGACCGAUGUAUAUGGGCCUCCUGGGUCUGAUCUGGGGAGCCGGCACCGUCCUGGGACCGGUCGUGGGCGGUGCCUUUGCGGACAGCAGUGCGACCUGGCGAUGGGGCCUCUAUAUCAAUCUUGUCAUUGGGGCGAUCUUUGCCCCUGCCUACUGCUGGCUGCUUCCCAGCAUUGACUUCCAGCGAUCACUGUCCGUUCGGGACAAAUUCAAGCAGGUGGAUUUGCUCGGAAUCGCAGUGUUCCUUGGCGCCAUGGUUUCUUUCAUCAUGGCCAUCAGCUUUGGUGGCAAUGUCUACGCAUGGAACUCGCCUACCGAAAUCGCCCUCUGGGUGGUGGCAGCGGUCCUGUUCCCCCUCUUUGUGGCCACCCAGUGGUUUCACCCGUUUGUGGCCAAGGAAUAUCGGUUGUAUCCCUUGCACUUCACGCGCCGCCCAUUACUGGUCAACCUGCAAGUGCAGCUUUUUCUGCUGUCCGGGGUCAUGCUGGUUUCGGCCUAUGUGAUCCCACUGUUUUUCCAGUUUGUCCAGGGUGAUUCUUCCUUGCAUGCUGGUGUCCGCCUUUUACCAUAUAUCUGUAUGGCCGUGGUGUUUUCGCUCCUGAAUGGCGGCUUAAUGGUAAGGUCUGGUCAUUGUCUCCCUUGGUACAUCUUUGCCGGCAUGACCAUCACCAUCGGAGCGGCCCUGAUGACUCGGAUCACCGUCGGGUCCUCAGCCUCGGGGAUCUACGGCUUCACGGCGUUGAUCGGUAUAGGGGUCGGUGCGGCUGUCAAUGCGGGUUAUCCCAUCUCUCAGUCUCUCGUGGACCCCAACGAGGUCAGCAAUGUGGUUGGCUUCAUGAGCGUUGCCCAGUCCUUCGGCAUCACCACUUCGAUUGCCAUCUACGGCUCGAUCUACCAGAACCUUGCCGUCCGGUACGUGGGGGCUAUCUUGCCUGAAGCCUCGGCUGCCGAGAUCCGUACGGCGACCGCCGGCAUCUCGAGCUCCCUGUUCGAUUCUCUGUCGCCUGCGACCCGUCAGAAAGUGGUGGAGGCCAUUGUCAUGGCGGUGGCCAAGGUCUGGUAUCUGGUUCUAGCCUAUGGAGUGGUAUGCUUUGUCUUGUCGUUCGGACUCUGGGUACAGAAUAUCAAUGAUUCGUAG